UGUGGGUCGUCUCGGCUACUACACCAACCGCCACUCAGACAUUUCACCGAAGCACCACCUCCAAACAAUAAGAAACAAACACAGAAGAAAUCAUAGAAAAACCCAAAAAGAAACCCUAACCACCCAUCAUUUCCAAAGACGACCUCUGUUUUUUCACUUUUGCUUUGGCAACCGUGUGUGUGUCUUUGUGUAUUUGUUAUGAUAUAGAAAAUAGAACAAAGAGCUCACGUCCAUGGAGUCAAGGCCUCGUGGUGUCCCUCUUUCCGCAGCACAAGCUACCCCACCACCUGCUUCGAAGGUUUAUUUUUCCACCUCAUCAGGUAUCAGAGCUCCUCUUACUCUGGAUUCUGAUUUUGAAUAUUCUGGUGAAAAGAACAGUGAUAUUAGUUCUAGUAGUGGUAGUGAGUAUGAGUCAGAGGGUUUUAUGAGUGGGGAGGAUGAGUUUGAAACAGCCUCAGAGAGGCCUUUUGCGGCAGACCCAGAUAACGAAACUUUCGAAGAGACUCACUAUGUUGAGGAAUAUGUUGUUUCUAAGCCUUUUGUGACUGAACCAGAUGAAGAAACCAUAGAAGGGAGUAGUGUUGUUGCAGAAUAUGUUUUUCCUAAUGUUUCUGAGAUAGACCCAGAUGAAGAAAUGAUAGAGGAGAGGGGUCAUGUUGUCAAAUAUGGUGCUUCUAGGCCUUUUGUGGUUGACUCUGAUAAAGAAACCUUAGGGGCACCCAUGGAAGAGGAGGAUGCAUAUGCCUCUGGUGUUGAACCACAAGUUGUGGAUAUUGCGGUUUUAUUGCCGUCAAAGCCAGCUAUGCCUAUUGCCCAGUUGUCAGGGGACAGUGAUGAUGAUUCGUUGGGCAGUGAGGUUCCGGAAGAUGAUGGAUUUUCCGGUGCCAUCAGGGUUCCAGAUACUGGGUUUUCUGAGGUGAUUUAUAGUGCUCCUAAAGUUAAGGUAUUGGGGAUUGAAGAAGGAGAGGAAGAAGAUUCACAGGUUGAGACGCUGUUAGAUACAGAAAUUGUUGAGGACUCGAUUUUGGGUGAAGUUGUAAAUGGGGAUUUGGGUUCUGAUGAAGAAGAGGGUAUUGUCGGGAAGGACACUGUUAAGGAAUCUAAUUUAGCUGAAAUUAUUGGAGAUGCGGGUUCUGAGGUUACUGAAGAAGCAAAAGCCGAGUCUUUUAUGGCAAGUAAAGAAUACGUUUCUUUGGAAAAUUGGAAAUUGGAUGGGAAUGAUGAACAUAUAGAACAACAGAGUGAAUCAAAUGGGAUAUGUAUACAGAAGAGAAACGAUGUGAAUAUGGGUGAUGAUGCUGAUUUAAAAUCUGAUUCGACAACCCAUAUGGUGAUUGACAAUGAAGAAGAAAAUGAAGUCGUGGAAUAUAGGGUUGUUACAGCUUGUAAUAUCUCUGGAUUAAGUUCUGGGAUUGAGUAUCCUGUUGACUCUAAGCCUAAUGAAGCCAAUAAGGGUUUUGGCUCGGCUAACAAAGCUGAUGUAGUUCAUGAUGAAAACAAUGGCCCAAAUUUGAUAGGCUUGGAAGCACAUGUUGAGGAUGGAGUUGAUAUGAAGGUUUCAUCCAUCAGAGAGGUAGAAGUUCUUGGGAAAAGUACAGAUGGUUCUGAUAUCACAAGUAAUGUAGCUGAAGAAUCUGCGAAGUUGAAUUUGCUUGGAGCUGAUGAUGCUGUUACCCAAAUAUUGGAAAGGAGCCUUCUUCCUGAGUCUGGCGAAUCAAAACUGCCUGUAGAAAUACCAAAUACAGCAUCUACCAAAUUUCCAGAACCAGACCCUUUUCAAGAGAGAAAAUAUAUAGGGAAUUGUCAUUUACCAGAAGCUACUGAUGGUGGUGUAAUGGAAGAUGGGCUGCUUGGUAACUGCGAAAUCCUUGAACCCAUAUCACCUGGUUCUUGUUUGGACCCUGAUUUGAUAGUGAAAACCACAGAUGAAUCAGGCUACAAUCCAGAAAAACUAGAAGAGGAUGAAGAAGGUUCAGUCUCAGAUGAUGAAACUGAAGAUUUGGUCUUUGGAGUUUCAGAAACAUCGAAGCAAAUGACAGGUGAAUUGAGGCAACAAUUAGGCCUCAAUUCUUUUUCAGGUGAAGAGAGUUCUCCAGAUCAUUCACAGAGGAUUGAUGGACAGAUUGUGCCAGACUCCGAUGGGGAGGUGGACACAGAUGAAGAAAUUGAAGGAAAGGAGAUUUUUGAUUCAGCAGCUUUAGCUGCUCUUUUGAAAGCUGCAGCAGGUGCUGGAUCAGAUGGCGGUGGCGUUACUUUCACAUCUGCUGAUCGUCCCAGAUUUGUUUCUCUCGAGCGUCCUGCUGGAUCAAGCUCCACAUUCCGCUCUCUACGACCUACUCCCAAACUGGACCAUAUAAAUCAUUUUAACCCUUUAGAGUUUACAAGUAGGGGUGAAUCUGAGGAAACACUAAAUGAAGAAGAAAAGCAGCAGCUUGAGAGGAUACAACAGAUAAGAGUGAAGUUUCUGAGGCUUGUCCGGAGAUUAGGCAGGUCUCCUGCAGAUUCGGUAGCUGCACAGGUUUUAUACCGGCUUGUCCUUGCUGCAGGGAGGCCUUCCAGUCAAGCAUUCAGCCUAGAAUCUGCCAAAAGGGCAGCCAUGGAGCUUGAAGCAGAAAAAAAGAAUGAUUUAAACUUUUCCUUGAACAUCUUGGUUAUUGGGAAAUCUGGGGUUGGUAAGAGUGCAACCAUAAAUUCCAUUUUUGGUGAAGAGAAAGCAAUGAUUAAUGCAUUUGAACCAGCCACAGUUGCAGUGAAGGAGAUUGUUGGAACAAUAGAUGGAGUCAAAGUUAGGGUCUUGGACACGCCUGGUCUAAGAUCUUCUCUUACUGACCAAUCUCUUAACUGGAAAAUUUUGUCAUCUAUAAAGAAACUCACAAAAAAUUGCCCUCCAGAUGUUGUCCUUUAUGUUGAUCGGGUAGACUCACAAAGCAGAGACCUUAAUGAUUUGCCAUUAUUAAAGUCAGUAACUAGUUCUCUUGGUUCUUCUAUAUGGCGUAAUGCCAUUGUUACUCUGACACAUGCAGCUUCUAGUCCCCCGGAUGGACCAUCUGGUACCCCCUUAAGCUAUGAGUUGUUUGUGGCUCAACGAUCACGUGUUGUUCAACAGUUGAUUAGCCAUGCAGUUGGUGAUCUGCAGAUGAAUUCAGGUCUGAUGAAUCCAGUUUCUCUGGUUGAAAAUCACCCGUCGUGUGAAAUAAAUGGAAAUGGAGAACUAGUGCUCCCCAAUGGAGAAAGUUGGAGGACCCAACUACUGCUCCUGUGCUACUCAAUGAAGAUCUUAUCUGAAGCAAAUUCACUGAUAAAACCUCAGGAUCUUUUUGAUCAUAAGAAGCUCUUUGGAUUCCGGGUUCACUCACCUCCUCUUCCCUACUUCUUGUCUUCUCUAUUGCAGUCUUAUGCUCAUCCGAAACUACCCACUCUUCAAGGUGGUGAGACUGUAGACUCUGACCUUGAGUUGGAACAGUUGUCUGAUUUUGAGCAAGAAGAUGAAGAUGAGUAUGAUCAACUCCCACCAUUCAAGCCAUUAAGGAAAUCUCAGAUUGCUAAACUCACCAAGGAGCAAAAGAGGGCUUAUUUUGAAGAGUAUGAUUACCGCAUUAAGCUGCAUCGGAAGAAACAGUGGAGGGACGAGGUGAAAAGGUUUAGGGAUAUGAAGAAAGGCAACAAUGGUGGGAACUAUGAUGGUUACAUGGAGGAAGAUGGAGACCAGGAAAAUGGGAGUCCAGCAGCUGUAGAAGUUCCCUUACCUGACAUGACACUCCCACAGUCAUUUGACGGAGACAAUCCUGCUUACAGAUACCGGUUUCUGGAAGCCACCUCACAGUUUCUUGCCAGGCCAGUUUUGGAUGCACAUGGCUGGGACCAUGAUUGUGGAUAUGAUGGUGUGAGCCUGGAAGAAAAUCUUGCUAUCGCUAACCGAUUUCCAGCGGUAAUAGCUGUUCAAAUCACAAAGGAUAAAAAAGACUUCAAUAUUCACUUGGAUUCCUCUGUUUCAGCCAAGCAUGGAGAGUGUGGAUCGACCAUUGCAGGACUCGAUAUCCAAACCAUUGGAAAGCAGCUUGCUUACAUUCUCAAGGGUGAAACCAAAAUAAAGAAUUUCAAAAUUAAUAAAACAGCUGCUGGGGUAUCUGUCACUUUCUUAGGCGAAAAUGUGGUCAGUGGACUCAAACUCGAGGACCAGAUUGCAGUGGGAAAACAAUUGGUUCUUGUGGGAAGUACUGGAGCCAUUCAAUCUCAAGGUGAUGCAGCAUAUGGAGCCAACUUGGAAGUACGUCUCCGGGAGAAGGAUUUUCCUAUUGGGCAAGACCAAACCACACUGGGGCUAUCUCUGAUGAGGUGGAGAGGUGACCUUAUAUGGGGGUGCAAUAUGCAGUCUCAGUUGUCAAUAGGAAGGAGUUCUAAAAUUGCUUUUCGUGCUGGAUUGAACAACAAACUAAGUGGACAGAUCUCUAUUAGGACUGGUAGCUCAGAUCAACUCCAAAUUGCUUUGGUGGGUCUUCUUCCAAUUGCCAAAACCAUCUUCCAGAGCAUCUUUCCACAAUAGAGCCAAAAAUAAUAGACAUUCAAGGUGAUGUUUCAAGUUAUGCCAGCAAUUAUCUUGUUUUGAGGAGUAAAUGUUCAGCAUAGGCUAGCCACCAUCUGCACAUUCUUGCUGACUGUCAGUUUUCCCUCCAUAAAUGGUGAUGCUUUCUUGUUCUUUUCUAGUUUAUCUCAUGAUUCGUAACGUAUAUAAAUAUGAGAAACAAACUUGACAUGCUUAUUCCAUGAGUUUUGGUUCAAAUGUUCACUUGGCACUUCUGUAACGAGUUUGUGGUGCUGGAUGGAAAAAUUCACAAUGACCAACUGAAACUUGCAUUUGAUCCUUGCCAUCAAGUACAAUGUUAAACCGGCUCACUCAUCUUUGGAGCAAAUUUUUGUUGGCUAAAACCUUACUAUAUAUGCGUGUUGUGCUGCAGUAGAUAGUUGUAUUUCAUACAAUCUUGACUGCAAUAUCUACAGAACUCUCCUAAUACAGCUUUUAAUGGAGUCUGGAGUCUUCAUAACCCAUGUAUGGA
Molecule: messenger RNA, 5054 nt
Organism: Ilex paraguariensis (yerba mate)
Lineage: Eukaryota; Viridiplantae; Streptophyta; Magnoliopsida; Aquifoliales; Aquifoliaceae
Source: the annotation of a GenBank genome assembly